Danio aesculapii is the source of this 3250-nucleotide messenger RNA. RefSeq names its product stonustoxin subunit beta-like. The coding region runs from base 148 to 834 and encodes 228 amino acids. The record is from RefSeq and is a predicted model, not a curated record. The transcript has 4 exons. Lineage: Eukaryota; Metazoa; Chordata; Actinopteri; Cypriniformes; Danionidae. Gene Ontology annotation, molecular function: protein binding.
UGCAGAAGAUAAGUUCUAGAGGAUCUGGCAACACUGACCGCGGAAAAGCAAAAGUGAAAACAAGCUGGUUGUGGAAAAAGUUUUAUAUAAGUUUAAAUGCAACAACAGUUUUUCGCAUUCAAACAGGCUCGUUUAACAAGUUGAGAGAUGGAGAAAUAUAGACCAAGGAUUUUUGGCUUGUUUCUGCUGAUAUUUGCUGAUUAUUACUUAACAAAAGUCUGUACCAAGGAUCAUAAUGGAGAGACCCUAGCAAGAGAAGAACUACUAAAAUAUGCCUGUAAUCUCACUCUUGAUCCAAACACGGCACAUGAAAUGCUCUCAGUUGCAGAGGACAACAAAACAUUGGUGCGUAACUCAGAGCCGAUGAUUUAUCCUGAUCACCCAGACAGAUUUACUGGCCUCCCGCAGAUUCUGUGUAAAGAGCGUCUGUCUGGACGCUGCUACUGGGAGGCAGAGUGGAAAGGACUUGGUGACAUGGUGGUGUCCUAUGGAGGAAUCAGCCGGAAAGGAGAAAGUCUUGAUUGUCGAUUCGGAGCCAAUGAAAAAUCCUGGAUUCUGAGCUGCUUUAUUGGAUGGAAACUGAUUGCCUGGCAUGAUAACAUGGGAGCUUAUAUUCCUCUCCCAACAACUCCUUAUAACAGAAUAGGGGUAUAUCUGGACGAGCCGGCUGGCAUUUUGUCCUUCUUCAGCGUCCCUGAUGAAAACACACUCAAUCACUUGUACACAUUCAACACCAAAUUUACUGAACCCCUCUAUGCAGGAUUUGUGCUUUAUACAGAGUCAGUGACUUUGUGUGAUCCUAACUCUUUCACAUGUACAAUCACACCCAUGUGAUUAAAAUGUUUAUACGUUUAAACCUUUACCUACUAAAAUUAAAAUCUCAUUUAAGCUGAGGCAUAGAAAGACAUGUGCAGUGCUGGUCACAAAUCACAAUUAAUCAGUGUUUUCAAACAUAUAACAUUUAUUUUAGGUUUCAGACACUCAAAUACACAUAACUACAAGCUAACAGUAACAUCUAUGGUUUGCAUAAUCAUUAAAUAAUCAUUAUUUUAAAUAUAACGGCACGAUGUGCUUUAUUCACGUUAGAGACAUGCUGUUUAUUUUACUCCAAUUUUUACUCUAUUUCUCUCCCAGUUAAACAGCCACAUUCAUAUGUUUCGGAGGAAAACUAUGAAUAAACAUGUUGUAAAUCCAGCAGCUCUAAUCUCUCCUGCAGCAUAGUCUAAACCAGGAGUGUCCAAAAUCGAUCCUGGAGGGUCGGUGUACUGCAGAUUUAAAGAGCCCAUAUUAUGGGUUUUUGAAAAUGCCCUUCCAUGUAGUGUGUAACACAGCUCUAAGUGAAGUGAAAUAUCCAGCUACGGCUUAAAUCUGUAAGUGUACAGUGUUUAAAACUAUUGAUUCAUCUAUAAAAGAGUCGACUCAUAGUGCUUCAAACGAGUCACCUUGAUAACGAGUCAUUAGGUGUUUCGCGAUGACGCAGCCACGAAACACAAGCCUCGCCAGUAGUUACGCGCGCAAACCAGGGAGAUUUGAAACCUGCGGCCCCGCCCACUAACACAGAAAAAACACUAGACACACACACACACAGACGCCGCCGGUCAAAUGAAGUCACGCUGUGCUCAGAUGGAUAAUAUUGACAGUCUCUACCCAAAGAUGAGUUGUUAACCUGGUACAGUACACGCGGUUACUCUUUAUAUUCUCUUAUCACAUGUAAGCCACGUUAAAAACGCGACGCGUGCCGCUUUGUUUACGGAUUUAACGUUAAAGGCUUUUGUGAGCUCGCGUUCCACUGCCGUUUGUCGUUGCUAUGGCGAUCGAUCGUAAGCUAGGAGACAGGAGACUCGUGUCACGUUCCCUAGUUCUUCUGAGGAGCGUUGUGUGUGUGUGAGAGAGAGAGAGAGAGAGAGAGAGACUCGCGUCGCUUUCCCUAGUUCUUCUGAGGAGCGUUGUGUGUGUGUGUGAGAGAGAGAGAGAGAGACUCGCGUCGCUUUCCCUAGUUUUUCUGAGGAGCGUUGUGUGUGUGUGUGUGUGUGUGUGUGUGUGUGUGUGUGUGUGUGUGUGUGUGAGAGAGAGAGAGAGAGAGAGAGAGAGAGAGAGAGAGAGAGAGAGAGAGAGAGAGAGAGAGAGAGAGAGAGACUCGCGUCGCUUUCCCUAGUUCUUCUGAGGAGCGUUGUGUGUGUGUGUGAGAGAGAGAGAGAGACUCGCGUCGCUUUCCCUAGUUUUUCUGAGGAGCGUUGUGUGUGUGUGUGUGAGAGAGAGAGAGAGAGAGAGAGAGAGAGAGAGAGAGAGAGAGACUCGCGUCGCUUUCCCUAGUUCUUCUGAGGAGCGUUGUGUGUGUGUGUGAGACAGAGAGAGGGAGAGAGAGAGACUCGCAUCGAUCUCCCCAGUUCUUCUGAGGAGGGUUGUGUGUGUGUGUGAAAAAAGCCUUACACUAUGAAGCGCGUGUGCACUGUGACUACUUUUAUAUAGUUGAUUACCAGCUGGGCAUUUCACUCUGUCUCGUGCUGAAGCCUGUCACUGUCGACCAAUCGCAGCAGGCUGUCAUCGGUCCAAUCAGCGCAGAUUAGCUUCGCGCUGAGGAGGGGGUUGGGAACAAAUGAAUCGCUGAACGAUUCAUAUGGGAGUCGUUGGGAUAAUUAGGUAAAAAUAAAUGCAGAUUAUAAGACCAUCAAAGUGUUUUAUGACCUUGCAUGCAUAUUAGACUGUUGUUGGAGACCCUUACAACCUAAAUAUGACCCUAUUUCAUGUAUAAUAUGGGCUCUUUAAGUAGAUUCUGGUGCCAUUGCAAAAUUUUUGUGGUUCACAAGUUUUGAUACAAUAAUAAAUUGCUAAUUCAUCAGUGCUGAUAUUUCUGAUGAACAGAUGGCUGUUAGUUUUCACUGAGUAUUUGUGUUUUAUGGUGCUAUUUUCAUAUCGUCCUCCUUCAUAUGUGCUGGCAAAAGUGCGUAAGAUCAACACUGGAGGAUCUAGAGAUUUCUGUCUGUACCAGAAAAUCUCCUUUAUAUCAAGAUAACAGGUUAAAAUCACAUCAUCUCCUAAUGUUACUGCUAUAUUUGUUAAACUCUCUGUGGCUUUAAACCACAUGAACAGACCUGUGAGAGAAAUAAAACACAUUUAUUGAGGUAUGAAAUUAAAACAAAACCCAUAUAAUCAAAUGUUUAUAAGAAACUCACAGAUUAGAAGCUUUGUGAUAUUCAUAGUCUGAUCCUCAUGAAUGUCUUUCAUCGAUAUAUUUUGAUAUAUAUGAUUA